Ceraceosorus guamensis is the source of this 2432-nucleotide messenger RNA. RefSeq lists its product as hypothetical. The transcript is spliced from 5 exons. NCBI's taxonomy places the organism in Eukaryota, Fungi, Basidiomycota, Exobasidiomycetes, Ceraceosorales, Ceraceosoraceae. Gene Ontology annotation, biological process: mRNA transport; endoplasmic reticulum inheritance. The coding region runs from base 332 to 2392 and encodes 686 amino acids. The record is from RefSeq and is a predicted model, not a curated record. Gene Ontology annotation, molecular function: nucleotide binding.
AGGUGGACUCCAAGGGGUCAUACUGUUCGGCAUGGCGAUUCUACCCACCUCGCCCCUGCGGCGACGAGCUAGUGGCAUCGUUGGCAAUGGCAGCAAUGGGCCCCAAACCAACGGCGAAAAUCCUUUUCGGUGGGGUAUCAUUGGUACUGGACCGUUAGCUACCCGCUUCAUAGCGGAGAUCAGGGAGCGCGAAUCGGCGGUUGGCAGCAGUUCACGCAGGUGAGUUGAGGAGGACCCCAUAAAAAUGGCGCCCUUCGCAGUUUCUGCAAACGAAGGCACAAGGGGAGAGAUGUCUCCCCAGCAGAUUUGCACCAGAGUCUAAAAUAAUGCGAUGCGAAGCUCCUCCGCUCGACAGUUGCGCAUAUACUCACCCACUCGUCCACGUCGCAGCCAACUAGCCCACAAAGUUCUCGCAGUCCAGGCCGCCUCAAAAGUCCUAAUGACUUCAUUCCUACAUUCCAACUUUCCCCCUUCGACCUCAGCGCCCUCGAGCCACUCGACCAUCACCGAAAUGCUGGCCUUGUCUGAAAUUGAUGCUGUCCUGGUCGCAACGUCCAAUCAGAGUCAAAGAGGCGAUCAGGCUGCCACUGCCCUCAGGGCUGGCAAGGCAGUGUUGCUCCCCAAGCCUUUGGGUGUUAGCGCCGCCGAGGCUAAGGAGCUCUGCGCUCUCGCUACAAAAAACAGAGCGUGGCUAGCUAUGCCGAUGUCGGACGGCACAACACUAGUGCACGCUGCGGAUCACUGCUCACAAGGCGUCCAAGGGAAAAUUUCCGAAACGCCUGCCUUGGCUUGGUCGCAAAGCUUAGCCGUGCUAGAGAUUUUGGAUGACCUUCGGAUACAAGGCAACUUGCCAGCACCUCCCGACCAGCCACCUGAAGAGCCAGCAGAGCCUCUUCAUAGCGCCAAAACGACGUCGGCCCGAUCUAUUGCAGUCCCAGGGAGCGCGGGCGCCGUUGCCUUUCCAAGAGACGAAACGUCAUCCAAGGGAGAUGAUGAGACCUGUUUGAGCGGCCCGCGAAGCGCACCUUUACAGACAAAUCGACCUUCGAGUCGCUUGAGCACCACGAGCGAGACCAGCGUUGCCAGUGGGAGCGCAAGUCAUGGAGAUGCCAGCGCAGACAGAGGAGCUUUGCGGGCUCAGGUGCAGGAGAUGAAACACAUCAUCAGGCAGCAAAAGGGCGUCAUUGCCACGCUGGAGCAGAAAGCAGGCCUGCAAUCUGGUGCUUCUUCGUCAUGGGCUGCGCCAUCGAAAUACAAAGGUGCGCAGGGGUCAGGCGUGGGUAUGGGAACGCCUCCCUCUGCGUAUAGCAGGCUAAGAGUCGUGAGCGGUGCUUCCGAUCGAGAUGGCGUCACGUCGGAUCGGGAAGGCGUCCGCAGUGCAAGUCCGGCCGGCAGCAUCUCGAGCGUUGGCCGUCGUCGGCGCCGAGAUAGUGGAACUGCGACAAAGAUGGAUCCUGCAGUUGUCCCUGCAGGCGGUGCUAAUCAACUGGGACUAGCUGCUGUGAAGGAAGCCGGACCUAGCAAUCUGGCCCUGGGAGAAGGAUUUUUAGCUCCAACAAUAGCAUCCGAGAAUCGGCGCUUGGCAAGCACCAACGGCGCAUCCACCGAUAGCGCACAGAGUUCAAACGGCAUCGUCGGAGGUACGGCAGCAGGAGGUUCGUCUGGCAAAGUCAUCCAACAGCUUACAAGCGAGCUUGCCGCUGCGCGCAGCGCGCUGGAGGAGACCAAGGUCCAAUUGAGGGCUUCGCAAAAAUCUCAGGCUGCGACGCAGCGGUCUUGGGACGAAACAAAGGCUGCUCUGAAUAGAUCACGAGCGGAGAACGAAAAUUCAGGAAGCAUGCUCACUCGCAAAGACCGGCAAGCAUCGGAAGCGCUAGAGAGAGCUCGGAAAGCUGAGAAGGAGGCCAAGGAGCUUGGUAAAGCGAGCAGAGAAUGGGGUUCGCGGGUGAGAGAGGUGGAAGCGGAGCUGGGGGAAGAGAGACGACGCAAACAGAAGACCGAGGCAAGCUAUGAAGCCUUGACGAGCGCUUGGAAGACGAUGCGAGAGACGUGGGAGAAGGAGCUUGGAGGUUUGAGAAAGCAGUUGAAAGACCAGAUCGCUGACAAUGCGGCACAGGCCAAGAAGAUGACCGACACAUUCGACGAGGCCAAGCAGGCUUGGUUAGGUCGCGAAAGCGAACGACAGAGUCUCGAUACGACUUUGACAAGACUGCAAGAGGAGAGAGAAAAGGCGAAAGAAAUUGUCACCAGGCAGGUCGAAGAGCUGGUCAAACAGCUGGUCGAGCAUGAGAAGCACACUGGCAGUCAAGACGCCAUCGUGGAAGAAUGCGCCUCUGCCGUCCGACGAAUGAUCCGUUUGGCCAGGGCAAACGAUACAACCACGCCUUUCUAAUGCGCCAAGCAUCUUUGCUGCACUUUGCGCCUUCUGACUA